Molecule: messenger RNA, 3895 nt
Organism: Megalops cyprinoides (Indo-Pacific tarpon)
Lineage: Eukaryota; Metazoa; Chordata; Actinopteri; Elopiformes; Megalopidae
Product: endosialin-like
Exons: 1
Coding region: 157-2715 (852 amino acids)
Biological process (GO): cell migration
Cellular component (GO): external side of plasma membrane; extracellular matrix
Molecular function (GO): calcium ion binding; extracellular matrix protein binding; extracellular matrix binding
Source: RefSeq, a predicted model, not a curated record
AGGACAGAGAGGCUGAGAGGGGCAGACGGGGAAGCAGAAGUUUUCUGGGGAAAGUUUGCGAGGAGGAUCGCGGCGGAGAGGAGCGGCAGGAGGAGUGGGGACAGGAGCGGGAGGGCCGAGCGCAGAGACACAGCGGCGGUUUUCGGGGGGGGGAAGAUGGGCUUUCCUGGGCACUGCUGCGUGGUGCUGUCUGUCCUGUGCGUGUGGGGGGGUCCCGGCGUUUUGGGUCAGGAGCUCCGGGAGACCGACGCUCUGUGCAACGAGGAUGGCUGCUUCGCCGUCUACUUCCAGCGCAAGACCUUCCUGGCGUCCUGGCGGAGCUGCAGGGAGAGGGGGGGUAACCUGGCCACGGUGAAGCGUCCGGAGGAGGCGGCGCUGAUCCGGGACCUCUUCUCGGGCCUGGAGCCGCGGGGGUCCCGGCAGCGCCUGCGGCUCUGGAUCGGGCUGCAACGACAGCCGCGGCAGUGCUCAGCCUCCCGCCCGCUGCGCGGCUUCACCUGGAUCACCGGCGACCAGGACACGCUCUACACCAACUGGCUGCGCGAGGACACGCCCAGCACCUGCUCCGCCCCCCGCUGCGUCGUCAUGACGCACGGCGGCUCCGCCCACGAGCAGCGCGACAACUUCAAGUGGUUGGAUGGGUCGUGCUCGCUGGCCGUGGACGGCUUCCUCUGCCGCUACACCUACAAGGGCAUGUGCCCCGCCCUUGCGGACGAGGGGGGCGGGGCCCCGCUCUACACCACGCCCUUCAACCUGCUCAGCACCCUGCUGACGCACGUGCCGUUCGGCUCGGUGGCCGCCGUGCCCUGCCCCGAUGCUGCCGGGGGCGACCAGUCCGUCCUGUGCAUGCACCAGGAGGACGGGGGUGUGGGCUGGUCCAAGAGCGCCCCCCUGUGCUCGGACGCAGCGCAGGACUGGUGCGAGCAGAACAACGGCGGCUGUGAGCACUACUGCCUGAGUGCGGAAGGCCGCUUCUACUGCGAGUGCUCGGAGGGCUACCUGCUGGCGGACGACGGGCAGAGCUGCGUUCCCGCCGACGCCUGCCAGGGGGCGCCCUGCGAGUUCGAAUGCCAGCCCGCGCCCGGCAGGUACCGCUGCGCCUGCCCCGAGGGCUACCUGCUGGCGCCGGACGGGCGCGACUGCCUGGACGUGGACGAGUGUCUGCAGACGCCCUGCCCGCAGGAGUGCGUGAACACACCUGGCAGCUUCCUGUGCCGCUGCGGGGCGGGGUUCCAGCCCGGCGAGGGCGGGGCCUGCGAGGACGUGGAUGAAUGCGCGGACGACCCCUGCGAGCACGCCUGUGAGAACACGCCCGGCUCCUACACCUGCCACUGCCACCUGGGCUUCAGCCCCGCCCCCGACGACCCCACCCACUGCCAGGACACCGACGAGUGCCAGAUUCCCGGCACCUGCGAGCAGAUGUGUGUCAACCACGUGGGCGGGUUCGAGUGCCACUGCGAGGAGGGCCACGAGCUGCAGCCCGACCACUACUCCUGCAGGCCUGUCCCGGACGGCCUCGCCCCCGCCCACGCUGACCCCUCCUACUCAGAGGUCACCAGCUUCCUGGGGCUGCCCUGGGAUCAGCAGGGCCCCGGGUUCCCCUGGCUGGACCAGCUUCCUGAUUGGGUGACAGGCGCCACGCCCCUGGACUGGCUGACGGACCCACCCAGCCUGAAGUGGCUGCCCACAGACCUGAGGUGGUUCACAGAUGCCCCCCAGGAGGAUUCGCCCCCCACCCCUCCCCCUGACAGGCUGACAGACCACGAUAGCUCUGACUGGGCUGUUCCUGAUUGGAUAUGGCCUGCCCAGCCUGCCAUUACCCCUGAGCCUGAUUGGCUGGAGGAUGAAAGCACUCCAACCCCUGAGCCUGAUUGGCUGGAGGAUGAAAGCACUCCAACCCCUGAGCCUGAUUGGCUGGAGGAUGAAAGCACUCCAACCCCUGCACCUGAUUGGCAAGAGGAUGAAAGCACUCCAACCCCUGCACCUGAUUGGCAAGAGGACGAAAGCACUCCAACCCCUGCACCUGAUUGGCUGGAAGACAAAACUACUCCGACUCCCACACCUGAUUGGCUGGAGGAUGACAGCACUCCAACGUCUGCACCUGACUGGCUGGAGGACGAAACCACUCCAAUUCCCACACCUGAAUGGUUUGAGGAUGAAAGCACUGCACCCCUGACGUCUGAUUGGUCUGAGAUUGAAAACAAGCCGAGCCCCUCUUCCUCCACACCAGAAGGGGGCGCCUGGCAGUGGCUGUGGCCCAGCCCCACUCCUGCUCCCCCAGAAGAGAGCGUGGGUCGAGGGGGCACCGUGCCUCACGGCCUGGCCCCAGACAGGGCGUCAGAGUAUGAAUUUGGAGUGAGGGACAGUGACCCCGCUUCACACAGCGACUCUCCACCGUCCCCAGACUCCAGGCUGCCGGCGGCCGACGCCUCGACCCCCGAGUGGUACAGCCCGCCCCCCCUGCCCCUGACGCCGGUGUCAGAGCAGGGGGGGCGGCAGAGGCAGGACCGCAGCUGGCUGGUGGUGGCGCUGCUGGUGCCUCUGUGUGUGUUCGUGGUGGUGAUGGUGGCGCUGGGCAUCGUUUACUGCACCCGCUGUGCUGUCCGGCCCCGCAGCAAGAGCAUCACCGAGUGCUACCGCUGGGUGACCGGUGGCAAGGCCAGCCCAACCCCCCCGGCCCCCGCUGCCAACGCCACCCCCAAAUCUCGCGUCUGAACUGGGAGCAAGACACGCACAGAAACUGCAGCACAGAGAGGGACUCACAGACCGGCGGGGGGGGGGCGUGAGACGGACAGCCAGGUCUCUGACUCUCUCCCCGAAACGUUCAGUGACUGAAUGCAGAAGAGACCCCCCCCUCCACAAACCGCUGAUUCUCUCUGUUACUGCCGUCAGCGGAGGAAGUGUGUGGUGACGCUGAGUUGGAUCGCCCUCUCUAACGUCCUGACAGCAUGCUCGGUGAAGUAUACUGGUUUUGUUGCGGAGGGAAAGGCUAUAAUGCUCAAAGCAAAGACAACACAGCACAUUUCACUGGUGCUAUCUUCCCUUCUGGAGGAGACGAGCUAUUUCAGAAAACUGCUUUUCUUGUAGUUGUAAGAAACCAGGGUGCUACACUCAGUGAUUUUGAGUUUUCUCACUUGUUGACCUUCAGCUUUUGUAUGCGCGCAGCCUGUACGGUUUUGCAGGGCGCUGCUAUCAGCUGCUCCUGUUGAACCUCAUCACUGACACAGCAUACAGGGCUGUGAAACUGGAGGCUCUGCCUGGUGCUCCAUAUCUCUGAGGCACCAAAAGAAGCCCACAAGCCCAGCAGGAGCAAAAUUCAGACAUGCGCAUGUUGUGUGGCUUUAUCUGCAUAUAGAAACGUACGUGUUAGCUGUGCCAAGCGCACAAUCGCGCACCCUCAGCGGCAUGGCUAACGCGAUAAAGAGCCUGUGUACAGCGCAGGGUUUCUCCCACAGAGACACACCAUUGUUCCACUGCACCCCCCCCCGGCUCUGCUUAAAGGUCUCAGAGGUCUCACACGCUCCUGGCUGUGUGCGCUGUCAUAAGGCUUUCUUAAAACUGCAGUGGAAAACAGCAGCAAACAGUGGAAGCCAUUCCUUCUUUCCCUCCCUGGGGUGGAGAAAUCUCCUCUCUCCUCCCUCUAUUGCAUUGUACUACACUGAUCUGCUGAGUGGAGGCUCUCCUACACAGUGAAUUGCAUAGCUUACUGUUUUUUCUCAUCAUGUAUUUUAUACAACUAGUCAUUUAAUGAGGUAAUUUGAGUUGUGUCUUGCUCAAGGGUACAACAGCAGGGCUGCACCAUGGAACUGAACAGCCUUUGGGCUAGCAGACUUGCUCCUUACUGCUACACCACACUGCUGCUCCUUACUGCUACACCACACUGCUGCUCCUUACC